Messenger RNA from Plectropomus leopardus (leopard coralgrouper), 734 nucleotides. Lineage: Eukaryota; Metazoa; Chordata; Actinopteri; Perciformes; Serranidae. The record is from RefSeq and is a predicted model, not a curated record.
CUUCUGGAGGUUGAGAAUGAGUCAAACACCCUGCAGGACGGCUCUCUGAUCGAUCUGUGCGGGGCCACCCUGCUGUGGAGGACCCCCGCCGGGCUGCGCCACACCCCCACCCUCAAACAGCUGGAGUCCCUUCGCCAGGAGCUCAACGCCGCACGGCCCCAGUGUCCCGUGGGCUUCAACACCCUGGCCUUCCCGAGCCUGGCCCAGCGCGAGAUUGUGGACAAGAAGCAGCCCUGGGUCUACGUCAACUGUGGCCACGUGCACGGCUACCACAACUGGGGUUAUCGCAAGGAGAAGGGCCCCGCCGGCCCCGGGGGCACGGCCCCGGCCAGCACCGGGGAGAGGGAGUGUCCCAUGUGCCGGCGGGUGGGCCCCUACGUGCCGCUGUGGCUGGGCUGUGAGGGAGGGUUGUACCUGGAUGCCGGGCCCCCCACUCACGCUUUCUGCCCCUGCGGCCAUGUGUGUUCAGAAAAGACAGUGGUGGGGUGGAGCCAGAUCCCGUUACCCCACGGCACCCACGCCUUCCACGCCGCCUGCCCCUUCUGUGGUACCUGGUUGACAGGGGAGCAGGGCCAUAUCAAACUCAUCUUCCAGGGCCCCGUCGACUGAAGCCCAGAGGGGUCGCUCAGAGGGAAGAGACGGAGGACAUGCUUAGUAAAGACUGAGUGCUACAACCUGAACACUACAGUGUGGGACAAAGAGAAAGCACUUAGGACGAGGAAAGGGGACGGACU